AUGUUCGUUUCCUACCGUAUCCUCAUACUUUUAUCUUUGGUUGUCACUAUUUUUUCAUUAGAGUGCUAUACGGGCUUCACUUAUUUGAAGGCUCAAUCAGUUGGAACAUCUAAAGAAACAUGCUCUUCUCCAAAUGAUUACUGUUAUAAUAUGACAGCAGAUCUGACAUCAUUAAAUAAUGUCAAAAAAGCUACAUAUUUAGUUUGGAAGUCAUUAAAAACCUUUUGGAAAAGGGGUUUCUUGAUUUUUCUGGUUCAAAAAAGUUCAAAAAAAAAAUCGGAGCCGUGGGAGAGAAACUCCGGUGGUUGUGGCGGGAGACAAUUACCGUAA
Molecule: messenger RNA, 330 nt
Organism: Caenorhabditis briggsae
Lineage: Eukaryota; Metazoa; Nematoda; Chromadorea; Rhabditida; Rhabditidae
Exons: 3
Coding region: 1-330 (109 amino acids)
Source: RefSeq, a predicted model, not a curated record